GCCAACAGAGUUCUAUGCAGACCCCGUUCUGAUCAAUCUUUCUCCGGCUAUCAUCAUUAUUAUUUAAACAGACUGAUGUGGUGCAUAAAAUGAUCGGAGUGGCUUUUUGGUUGACAUCGGGCUAGCUGUUUAUCAAAAGUAGUUGCGUCCACAGACUGUUUUAUGGCCUUUAUCCUUUGACGAUACAGCUUACGCUUCCGUAGGGGUGAUCAUGACAUUAGAUGGUUCCGCUUGAACCACUCCAAUUAAGUGUAUCGAAAAAAUGACUUUCUUGGGUGACAGUUAGUAUCUUUGCCGGCUUGUGCCGCAUAUAUAUGACAAACGGAUUCUGAUCGGUAUCAUUUACAACCGAAUAAAUUAUUUUUUUAACAUGAUGAAAAAUGGCAGAUCACAGAUCACAAUUGAGAAGAAUCGUGCGACCGAUCCUCUUGUGGUGCAAUGUAUUUUUUGUGUGGUCAACAUACGGAGUCCUUCUUCGUGCGGAUGCCGAGCCUGAUCUUCGUUUUCGACCCUUCGCAAAACCAAUGGAAUUAAUGGCCGAUGAACAUGAGUAUCGCCUCAUGAGCUACUUGUUAGACAAUUACAAUAAAGCUGUACGUCCGGCAAAGAACCACACCGAACCGCUUACUGUCACAUUUGGGGUCGCUCUUACUCAGCUAAUCGAUGUGGAUGAAAAAAAUCAGAUAAUGACGACCAAUUGUUGGCUAAAUCAAGUUUGGCUGGACAACAACUUAAGAUGGAAUCCAGCUAGCUUCGGAAAUAUUACGACCAUAAGAAUUCCUUCCGAAAAGAUAUGGAAGCCUGACCUGCUUUUGUAUAACAAUGCCGAUUCUGAUUAUUAUCACAAAGUAAUCAGCACAAAUGCGAUAGUGCAAUACGAUGGGAAUGUCACAUGGCUGGCGAGCACAAUUUUCCGCAGUUCGUGUGAGAUUGAUGUUCAGUAUUUUCCUUUCGACCAACAGAACUGUUCCAUGAAGUUCGCCAGCUGGACAUACGAUGGGUAUAAAGUCGAUCUGGUCAUUACAACGGAAGUGGGAGAUUUGAGCAAUUACGUACACAGCUGCGAAUGGGACCUGAUCAACAUGACGGCCAAGCGGAAUGUCGUCAAAUAUUCUUGCUGUCCCGAACCGUAUCCGGAUAUCACGAUAACACUGAUUAUUCUGCGCAAACCACUGUUUUACGUGUUCAAUUACUUGAUGCCCUGUGCCUUAAUCACGGUUUUGGCUUUCCUGGGUUUCUAUACUCCCAGUGAAAGUGGAGAAAAAGUUACACUAGGGAUUACCACAUUAUUGAGCAUGACCGUGUUCUUGAUGAUGGUGGGCGAAUCGAUGCCCCCCACAUCUAAAUCAUUGCCGCUCAUCGCUGUUUACUACGGGAUCACCAUUUUUCUGGUGGCCCUGGCUACCGCCGUGCAGGUCGUCACGUUAAACAUGCACCAUCGCGGCACACGCGGUCAGAAAGUGCCGCAUUACCUCAAGGUCGUUGUGCUGGGGUACAUGGCGCCCUGCCUGCGGAUCCACAUCGAAGGCACAUCCCGGCAGUAUCGUGUACGUCCACCCAAGCCCCCGCAUCCUGACCGGGGCGGCUACAUCCGUCCAGCUACACACCUGUCAAUGGAGAAUAUCAACCAGAACGAUACCGGCACCGCCGGCAAACUGGUCAUGCAGAACGGUAUCAUUCGAGCCGGGACGUCGUCUUCGGCGCGGGAUUAUUCCAGCGCGGCACAGGAGCAGUUCCAGUUUGACACCCAGGAGAACUUCAAUCAUCCCUUUCUGGACACCUUUGAGCGGCAGUUUCUGCGGGUGCUGAAUAAAGUCUACCAGACCAUAGAACGCAAUGAGAUGCGGCUAAGUGAGCAGGAUUAUAAGGACAGUUUGUGCUUAGAAUGGCAGGAAGUUGCCUUAGUGCUGGAUCGAUUCUUACUGUUGGUAUUCUUUGUGGCUACACUGUUCUUUUCAGGUAUAAUUAUUUUUGAUGCACCCCAUGCACUACGCCGUAAAAGGAUAUUAUACGAAAUUAUGAAGGGAAGCAUAGCGGAGAUAUCGGCAAUAGCUACGUUUCUAUACCUUUUGCAAGAUGUCACGAUGCUCUUUCCGCCUCCGAUAUCCAAAUCAUUCGAAUUGGAUCAGCAGUUUCAGGAGAUGGAAUUAAGAAUUACCGAUUAUAUCCUCAAAGAUUACAAUGCCGACAUCAUGCCAUCAAAGCACCACACCGACGUGCUCACCGUCACCUUGGGACUGGCUCUAAUCAAUCUUAUAAAUUUGGAUGAGAGAAAUCAAGUUCUGACGACAAACUGUUGGCUCAAUCAAGUAUGGUUUGAUCACAAACUCGCGUGGAAUCCAGCGAGUUUCGGGAAUGUUACAAGCAUCCUGAUACCGGCCAAUCGCAUAUGGAGGCCCGACGUAUUCCUGUACAACACUGCGGAUGCGACUUAUUACCAUCGAGCAAUUAGCACGAACGCCAUUAUUCAACACACGGGAAAUGUGACGUGGUUCGUUGCUCAUAUUUAUCGCAGUACAUGCGCUAUCGAUAUGAGACGCUUUCCUUUUGACCGGCAAAUCUGCACCAUGAAGUUCGGAAGCUGGACUUACAGUGGAGAUAAAAUUGACUUGGCACUGACCACAACAGCUGGUGACUUGAGCAGCUACGUUCCCAGUAGCGAAUGGGAACUGAACAACAUGUCGGCUAACAAAUCCAUCGGACCUCAUUCCUGCUGUGGGAAAUCUCAGCCGUUCAUAACGGUGACGAUCUCCAUGCGCCGUCUGCCGCUAUUUUAUUUGUUCAUGUACUUGAUGCCAUGUUUAUGUGUCACGCUGUUUUCUACCGUUGGAUUCUUCCUACCCGUUGAAUGUGGGGAAAAGAUCUUUUUAGGAAUCAAAUCGCUACUGUCUUUAAUUCUUUUUGUGAUGACCAUUUCGGAAACAAUGCCGUCAAGUUUUGCUUCCGUCCCGCUGAUAACGAUGUGCUACGGUGCUAGCAUGUUGUUUAUUGGCUCUUCCAUGGCCGUCCAAGUUUGGACACUGAAUCUGCAUUAUCGUGGAUCCCGGGGUCAGAAACUGCCCACUCACCUGCGGAAAAUAUUUCUCCAAUGGAUCGCUCCACUGUUGUUUAUGACACAUCCGGCUACCGUUAUUGGUCAAUGUUGUCAGAAGUUAAGCGGUGAUAGAAGAGCAAAUGCCGGUAUCUUCCGCACGCACUGUCCUCCGCACGGAAACGUAUACGAGCCGGUUAGGGAUCGAAAGCUACGACUAAAGGAAACAUCGUUCGGCUCAAGUAACAGUAAACCAAAGCAACAUUCCGCUGGAACGUCAAACAAAACCCAUCAUUAUGGGUUGAAACUGGAUAUGUUCCAGAACCGAAUUCUCAGCACACUGGGAGCCCUAUGUGAUAUGAUUGAAAAAAGUGAACGACGCGUCAAUGUACAAACUACACUGGAUGAUGUGGCACAUGAAUGGCAGGAAGUCGCUGUGGUCUUGGAUAGAUUGUCGUUAGUUGUUGUAUUAAUUAUUCUUGUUACGGUAUUAGUGUUGUUGUCUUCUACGUAUGCUUACGAUUAAAAUAUUUGAUUUAGCUGCGUAUUUUGCAAGCGUUUUUAGCCGACCAUCCUGCAACAAAACAAAGAAAGGCUGAAGUGCGCUAUUUUUAGAACAAUGAACAAUACAAGUCACUUAAAAAUUUUAUACCGCAGGAUAUGAGAUCUAUUACUAAUCAGCUAGCCGUUUAGUAAAAGAAAUUGGCAAACGACUCCGACAGCAUACGGGAGAGCCUUGCUCCCAUGAGUACCUCCGUCAAUGUCUGUCCCUGGAAAUUCAGCGAGGCAACGCUGCUUCCGUGCUCGGGACGAUGGAAGGAGCGGCAGCGUUAAAUGAAAUUUUGUUACUUUGAAUUAUUGUUUUGAAACUGUGAGAUCUAAUUGUAAGUAGUUUGUAUAUCGAUACAAUCAAGAUUCUCUUAUCAUGUUA
Messenger RNA from Paramacrobiotus metropolitanus, 3962 nucleotides. RefSeq lists its product as uncharacterized. The coding region runs from base 381 to 3557 and encodes 1058 amino acids. Gene Ontology annotation, biological process: signal transduction; nervous system process; chemical synaptic transmission. Gene Ontology annotation, molecular function: transmembrane signaling receptor activity; acetylcholine-gated monoatomic cation-selective channel activity. The record is from RefSeq and is a predicted model, not a curated record. Gene Ontology annotation, cellular component: neuron projection; synapse; postsynaptic membrane. The transcript is spliced from 23 exons. Lineage: Eukaryota; Metazoa; Tardigrada; Eutardigrada; Parachela; Macrobiotidae.